Dermacentor albipictus is the source of this 1217-nucleotide messenger RNA. RefSeq names its product zinc finger C3HC-type protein 1-like. The record is from RefSeq and is a predicted model, not a curated record. Gene Ontology annotation, molecular function: zinc ion binding. Gene Ontology annotation, cellular component: nucleus. NCBI's taxonomy places the organism in Eukaryota, Metazoa, Arthropoda, Arachnida, Ixodida, Ixodidae.
AGUGGGUUACUGGGCUAGUGGUAAACAAACAUGCCGGUGUUUUGAACCGAAAGCGGUACUACAGCGGUAUGCUGCGACACUCUUUUGUGUGUUUGUAACUUGACGGUUACGGCAGUGGCUGUUGAUCAUGUUGUCUAUAGCAAAAUCUUCAGCCGGCAUAGAGUCAUUGGGGUUCGAACUGCCGCUUUGCACAAAGGAACAUGAAGACUACAAGACACGCAUCCGAAGUUUCAUUGACGAGUACGGAUCUCAAUCCCAAUGGUCCUGCAAGCCGCCAGAACUUUCACCAUCGGUCUGUGCUCGGUUUGGUUGGAAGUGCGUCGGAGAGGACAUGCUUUGUUGCAUCUUGUGCAAAUCCCAUCUCGAUUGUCAACUUAGUAACAGUUUGGGCCACAAGCUGUAUAAACAAUGUACAGAGAAGCUGGUUUCAUCCCUGAAAGAUGCCCAUAAGAGCUGCUGCCCUUGGAAGACUGCACCUUGCCCAGGGUCCUAUGCUGUCAUGGAGCCAGUGAUGCGUCUUGAAGCACUUGAGCAAUUGCGCGAGAGGCUCAGAACGCUUAUCCCCAUCCUCUCGUCUCUCCCUUUGCUGAGCUCUGAACAGAUCCAAAAGCAGCUCGGUAGUGAAGCAAUAGCCAAGAUAUGCAAGUUGGCUGGUGAGGAACAAACCAAGGAGAGCGAACGGGCCGUCUUGCUUGCACUGACUGGCUGGAAGACUGCCAAUCCAGCUGGAAAACUGAAGCAACUAAGUUGCGAAUUUUGCUGUAGGAAGGUUGGAACCUGGCUUUAUGCAUCUCCCGAAGAGCUAAUCUCACAAGACACUAGUUGCAAGAAUGAAAACGGCGAAGGGCAUGGUGUCAAGAGGAAGCACGAGGAGGAACAGAUGGACCCAGUGAAGGAGCAUCGUCCCUGGUGCAUAUGGGUAGUGACUGGAACAUCGGGAAAGAAAGGCUGGGUUGUUUACAGCGAGUGCCUCCUAAGAAAUCUCGAAUCAAGCAGCGAUCAAACCGGCACUCCUCCUUCAGUUGCUGCAUUCCAAGAGAAGGUGGAACGGAUCCUCAACUCGUGGAAGAAAAUUAAGGUGCCUCCUACUUGAACUUCUGCUACGCCCGAUUUCGAAACCAGAGCCUCAUAUUUCGCAUUGUGUUCAAAUUUAUGAAAGACUGUCAAAAGGCACAAGCGACACGCCGCUCAUUCUCUCAAUAAACGUUAUUUAUUUA